ACUUUAAAUAGAGGCUGCAGAAGAGCGCGUGAAUAACGGUCUGCGAGGAGCCACUUAUAGGUAUCAUUUGUUGGCUUCAACGACUUCUGCUCGCUUGUAGUUUGUUUUUCUCUGGUACAUAUUUCCCAAAUAACUUCUCGGACUUGUUAACUGAACUCUUCCCGCUGUACGAUGGCCAGCUCCGGACUGCAGCUCCUCGGUUUCUUCCUCUCUCUGGUCGGUCUCGCUGCCACUGUGGGCGCAACGUUGAUGGUUGAAUGGAAGAAGCAGUACCAGGGCAAGACGCACCGCAUAUUUGAGGGUUUGUGGAUGAGCUGCAGUGGCAAUGAAAGAACAACUUGUGAAUUUCACCAGUACCUCCUGAAGCUGCCAAUUGAGGUCCAGGCUACCAGGGCGGUGAUGCUGAUCAGCAUCUUCCUCUCCACUGUGGCUCUGAUGGUCUCCACAGUGGGGAUGAAGUGCACUCGCUUCAUGGACGGCAAGUCUGAGAGCAAAUCCACAACAGCUAUGAUCGGAGGAAUCAUGUUCAUGAUUUCAGGUGUAUUGACAAUCAUUAUGACUUCCUGGUACGUCAAAAAGAUUGUUGACAACUAUCAUGAAACGAAAACGCUUCAAAGCUUUGAGUUUGGUAAUGCUGUAUUUGUCAGCUGGGCUGGCGGCCUCCUCACUGCGGUUGGUGGAGCUUUCCUGGGCUGUCGAAGAUGCUCGCGGUCUCAGACGACCAGCUCCAUGAGCUCCAACAAUCACCUCCUUCCCCCCAUGGGCCCCAAGUCCAACUACGUCUAGUGAAGGAGAGGCCGCGAUAAAGUCAGUCCUGCAGUGACAUUAUAUUGGGUUUCUACUACAGGAAUAGAAAUACCGAACAUCAAGGAUCAGGGUUAAGCACAACAGCAGGCAGUUUGUACUGAAAUUCAAUAUCAUUUUAUAGAUUUAAGGUUUUCUGUCACUUAGAAAGUCACUGCCUUAUCCAUGUAUUUUUCUUUUAAUGUUUAUUUUUUAUCUUUGCUUUUUAGUUUUCAAAAACUUAGAAUAAAGUAGAAUACUUGUUUUGAUGCCUGGUGGCAAAUGACUGUAAUUUUACAUUGCUGUACAAUCCAUUCUACUUCAGUUCCACACUGGUGUUUAUAUCGUCUUAUUUGUGUAUUUUGUUAACCCUUAGAUGCAUAAGUGGGUUAAAAAUGAACCAGUGAGGUGGUUUUCUUGAAGUAUCUUUGUAAUUACAUUUUUCUAUCAUUUCAUAUACCAGCUAUUCCUCAAAAAAACAGUUUUUGAUAUCAUGCCAUUCAAAUUUUGAACAGCUGCGGGGCAGGUAAGAGAGGGUCGGAUUUGCGGAGGUGGUAAUAUGAGGUUUUGACCGAGGGGGAGGACGUAGAUGAUGAAGAGUAGGGGGCCGAGUACUGAUCCCUGGGGAAGGCCUUGGGUGACUGAGGCUGUAGCAUAGGAGUGGUUGUGGAGGGAGAUGAAGGAAGAGUGUAGGAUCCAAUCACUGGUGCAUCUAAGGGUUAAAGAUUUAUAUUUCGUUUUUUGUUUUUGUCAUUUAUAUUUGUUGUUAUUGUUAUUUGUCAGUUUGGAAGAUUGUUGUAUGUACAUUUUGAGAAAAAAAUAAAACAGAUUUCUUUACUCAGGGUAACCUUAUGUUCUUUUAUAUUAUACAUACAGAAUUCACUUAAUGUUUAUGUCAAACUCAUGAAAUCACUGCUGACUUUUGUGUCUGAUGUAAUGCAACUGUAACAACAUCAACUGCAUUUGCUAAUUUCUCUUUGUUAUACAGCAUACACUUACCAUAUUAUGAUAAUAUUAUGCAACACAAAUAAGAAAAAGGAAAAACUGAUAUUUAUAUUGUUUUGUUCGAUCCCUUUUUCUUGGUUGUGUUUAAGAGUUGAUUUAAACACUGACACAAAAGCUUUUCAUUCAGCCAAUAUAUUUUGGCUUCACUGUUCUUAUCAGGAGAAGUGACGGAUUUAGGCAAAUUAUGUGCUAUAUUUUGUCUUCCUUAAAUGACUGAAAUACUCAAAUUCUGACUCUUGUGGUGCAGUAUUUGAGUUAAUGUACUUGUUGACUUAAUGUAAGAUGUUAGGAUGUUGAUGUUCGUUGUUACGUGGAUCCUGUGCUGUCCUGAGACCUGGCUCCAGUAAUGAGAGCUUUCCUGACAGCAAAACCGUUUCCUUCCUCUCGUAUCUGUUGUCGUUUUACCCUCUAAAUACUGUAUUUAGGCAUCUGGUAUCACAGCUGCUGCCAUGGUGAAUUCAAAAUAAAGAAUUGUUUUGUAUACAAACAGA
This is a messenger RNA of Trematomus bernacchii (emerald rockcod), 2279 nucleotides long. Its product is annotated as claudin-1-like. Gene Ontology annotation, cellular component: bicellular tight junction; plasma membrane. NCBI's taxonomy places the organism in Eukaryota, Metazoa, Chordata, Actinopteri, Perciformes, Nototheniidae. The transcript is spliced from 4 exons. Gene Ontology annotation, biological process: cell adhesion; bicellular tight junction assembly. Bases 172 to 786 code for a protein of 204 amino acids. Gene Ontology annotation, molecular function: structural molecule activity. The record is from RefSeq and is a predicted model, not a curated record.